Hemicordylus capensis (graceful crag lizard) is the source of this 4858-nucleotide messenger RNA. RefSeq names its product cartilage oligomeric matrix protein (gene COMP). The transcript has 19 exons. Gene Ontology annotation, biological process: cell adhesion. NCBI's taxonomy places the organism in Eukaryota, Metazoa, Chordata, Lepidosauria, Squamata, Cordylidae. The record is from RefSeq and is a predicted model, not a curated record. Gene Ontology annotation, cellular component: extracellular region. Gene Ontology annotation, molecular function: calcium ion binding. The coding region runs from base 1 to 2289 and encodes 762 amino acids.
AUGAUCAUCAUUCCGGGCUUGGUUUUUCUGCUGAGCGCCUGCACCUUUGCAUCAGGUCAGAUGCCGGGUGGAAGAGGAGGAGACCUUUCGCCCCAGAUGCUGUCGGAGAUGAGAGAAACCAACCAGGUGCUGAGGGAAAUCACAGACCUGUUGAGACAGCAGAACAAGGAGAUCAUCUUCUUGAAGAACACUGUAAUGGAGUGUGAUGCUUGUGGCAUGAGCACAGGAGCCACCGGGCCAGGAAUCAGCGUGACCCCUUUGAACAGGUGCUACCCGAACCCAUGUUUCCCCGGGGUGACCUGCACGGACACCCCCAGCGGCUUCCACUGUGGGGCCUGCCCUCUGGGCUACACCGGCAACGGGACCCACUGCAGCGACAUCAACGAGUGCACAGCGAACCCUUGCUUCCCCCGAGUCCAGUGCGUCAACACAGCUCCGGGCUUCCGUUGCGACCCCUGCCCUGCUGGAUACACCGGGCCAGUGCUGGAAGGGGUGGGGCUAACAUUUGCCAGAGGCAACAAGCAGGUUUGCAACGACAUCAACGAGUGUGAGUCGGGCACGGCCAGGACCUGCGUCCCCAACUCGAUCUGCAUCAACACCCGGGGAUCCUACAAGUGUGGUUCUUGCAAGACGGGCUUCGUAGGGGACCAAGUUUCCGGCUGCCGGAGCAAGACAGAGCGACGCUGCCCCAACGGAGAGCUCAGCCCCUGCCACGAGAAGGCAGACUGUAUCGUCAAGCGUGAUGGGACCCUCGCCUGCGUGUGCAUCGUCGGGUGGGCCGGAAAUGGCUACAUUUGUGGGAGAGACACAGACAUCGACGGCUUUCCAGAUGAGAAACUUCGCUGUAACGACAAGAAAUGCCGCAAGGAUAACUGCGUGACCACCCCCAAUUCUGGACAGGAGGACGCAGACAGAGACGGCAUCGGAGACGCCUGCGAUGACGAUGCUGAUGGAGAUGGGAUAAUCAACACAGAGGACAAUUGCGUGUUUGUGCGCAACGCGGACCAGCGCAAUGCCGACCAGGACAGCUUUGGCGACGCCUGUGACAACUGCCCCCACGUGAAGAACAACGACCAGCGCGACAGUGACGGGGACGGGCGAGGAGACCUGUGUGACGACGACAUGGACGGAGACCAGGUCAAGAACAUCCUGGACAACUGCGUGCGGAUUCCCAACCCGGACCAGAGGGACAGCGACCGAGACGGAGUAGGGGAUGUCUGUGACAGUUGCCCACUCAUUGCUAACCCGGACCAGAAAGACACCGACCAUGAUCUUGUUGGCGACCCCUGUGACACCAACCAGGACCGGGAUGGAGACGGCCACCAGGACUCCAGGGACAACUGCCCGUCUGUCCCCAACAGUUCCCAGCUGGACUCUGACCGGGAUGGCAUUGGGGACGAGUGUGAUGAUGACGACGACAAUGACGGCAUCCCAGAUCUGAGGCCCCCAGGCCCCGACAACUGCCGUCUGGUCCCCAAUCCCGGACAGGAGGACACAGAUCGAGACGGCAUCGGGAAUGCCUGCCAGGGCGACUUCGACAAGGACACGGUGAUCGACCAGAUUGACGUCUGUCCUGAGAACGCCGAGGUGACCCUGACGGAUUUCCGGGCCUACCAGACUGUGGUGCUGGAUCCCGAGGGCGAUGCACAGAUUGACCCUCACUGGAUUGUGCUCCACCAGGGUAUGGAGAUUGUCCAGACCAUGAACAGCGACCCAGGCCUGGCCGUGGGGUACACCGCCUUCAACGGGGUGGACUUUGAGGGCACCUUCCACGUCAACACAGCCACGGACGACGACUACGCCGGCUUCAUCUUUGGCUACCAGGACAGCUCAAGCUUCUACGUGGUGAUGUGGAAGCAAAUGGAGCAGACAUACUGGCAGGCCAACCCCUUCCGGGCAGUGGCUGAACCCGGGAUCCAGCUCAAGGCAGUCAAGUCCAAGACAGGGCCAGGGGAGUACCUCCGCAACUCGCUCUGGCACACGGGGGACACAGUCGAUCAGGUGAAGCUGCUGUGGAAAGACCCCCGGAACGUCGGCUGGAAAGACAAGACCUCCUACCGCUGGUUCCUGCAGCAUCGGCCUCAGGUGGGCUACAUCCGAACCCGCUUCUACGAGGGCUCAGAGCUGGUGGCCGAUACGGGUGUUGUCCUUGAUACGACCAUGCGAGGUGGUCGCCUAGGCGUCUUCUGCUUCUCCCAGGAGAACAUCAUCUGGUCCAACCUGCGGUAUCGCUGCAAUGACACCAUCCCCGAAGACUACGAGUCUUACCGGAGCCAGCGAGACUACUAACCCCGGCGCCUUCAAGGACUUGCUACCUGCUUUCUGCUCUCUUGCGAUAUAUCAGAUAUGGCCAACGGCCCCACAUUGCCUCGCUUUGCAUGGCCAACCAGGCCGUCACUCCCCCAACUCCCUUCUCCAGGAGCCGACGCGGCGCUCUCAGGAGCCUCCCAGGGAGUCCCUGGGCUCAGAAGGGAACUCACACACAGGACCACCAGUCAACAUGGCCUCUCCUACACAGUGCCAAUGAGCAGCUCGUCCAGAGAUGUGUUUUGUGAGGGAACUCCUAGCAUGCAGGGAGUAAUUACGGCAGGGAGCUCAGUUCCCCUGAGAAGCACGGUGCCUCUCAAUCCCAGUGGCAGAGGAGCAACAGCAGGAACAUAGCAAGCUGCCAUAUACUGAGUCAGACCAUAGGUCCAUCUAGCUCAGUAUUGUCUUCACAGACUGGCAGCGGCUUCUCCAAGGUUGCAGAGCAGGAAUCUCUCUCAGCCCUAUCUUGGAGAUGCUGCCAGGGAGGGAAGCUGGAACCUUCUGCUCUUCCUAGAGCGGCUCCAUCCACUAAGGGGAAUAUCUGACAGUGCUCACACUUCUAGUCUCCCAUUCAUAUGCAACCAGGGCAGACCCUGUUUAGCUAAGGGGAAAAGUCAUGUUUGCUACCACAAGACCAGCUCUCCUCUCCAGGAGAGAGGGCCUGCCUUCAACUCCUGCCUGUGGGCUUCUCAGAGGCAUCUGGUGGGCCACUGUGUGAAACAGGAUGCUGGACUAGAUGGGCUUCCUUGGGCCUGAUCCAGCAGGGCUGUGCUGAUGUUCUUAAGGCUGUCUGCCACAACUCUGCAGGAGUCACUGCUCUGGGCUUACCUCUUCCACUCCGUUUCUGCUGGGGUCAGUGUGUGUGUCGUCAUUCUGCCACGUCUCCGCAGUGGGUGCGAUUGGCGUAGUCGUUCCUGCUGCUGCUACAGAGCGGAGUUACUUGACCGCGGCGUCUCUGCUCAAGUCACUCAGGACAGCAACUCCUGCAGAUUUGAGCUCCAUUGCCCGCCCGCCCGCAAGAAGCACCAACCUGGACGCUUAAAGCCGAGAAUUCAGACACUGACCUUCAUGGGAACUGGGAAGAGGCACACCGGAAAAGGACAGCACUUCCGAAGUAGAGAGAAUUUGGGCAAUAAACACACUUUUUCUCCCACUGGGAAUGUCAUGCUGAUCCCUGCCCAGAUAUGCAGGGCAGGGUCUGGACAGGGCUGGCUCUGCGUCUGCAGGGCAAAGCGCCCUCCAAUGCCGUUCCCUCCCCACCCCUGGACUACGGGGGAGGAAACUUAGCUCAGUGGUGGCAGCAUCCGUCCCCUCCUCACAAUGGCCCACACGGGAGAUGCACAAGGAGGGUGAGACUUGGAAAUCUGAAAACCUUUCACGCCAAGAGGUUCUGCACCAAUCUGAUAUUUUUUAUAUAGUAUAUAUAUAUACAUAUAUAUAUAUACACACACACACACAUCCAUACACACACACACACUUUUGCUUUCCAGAAAAGCAGAACUGUGCAGCCAGAGAGAAAAACAGCUGAACUUUAUUACAUUUCAUUUACAAAUAAUGCAAAGUUACAAAGACAAAAAAAAGCCUUCACAGAAAAUAAUAAUAAUAAUAAUAAUGAAACAAACAAACAAAUGAACAAAAAAGAGAUCAAAAAGAAUGUACACAGAAGUUUUGCUGCUUUUUUUUCACAUCAUCGUCAUGUUCUUAAGUUUGCAAAAAGAAGAAAUACACACACACACGGUACAAAGCCACCUUUGGGGUUCCAAUUUUUUUUUUUUUUUUUGCCAAGAGAGAAAAAAGCCACAAUAAAUUAAGCUUCUAUGCUCCAGAGUUCCUGUGCUCCUGCCCCCAAGUCCUCCCCCCUCCCCCCAGAAAACCUGUAGCUUAAUGGUAGGAUUUGCAUAUAUCAGUAAGUUCAUUCCACUAGUCCUCAUGGUAUGUUUUUUUUUUUUUAAUCGAUCUGUAAAUAACAGGCUGUCACACAGUCUGAAAUGACAGAAAACCAAGACGCUUUCCUCCCCACUUCUCUUCACCCUCAACUAUGAAGUCUGUUUUGUAGCUGCCUGUAUGAGAAACUGCAGGGCAGCUGAGCUGCUGCUGCUGCUGCUGUUUGGAUCGACUCCAUUCUCUGCCUUCCCACCACUGGAAAUUCGGAAAGAAGGACACAAGUUUCCAUCCUUAAAAAAAAAAAAGCAACUGCAGCUUAAAAGCAAUCACUCUGCCAGCUAGAACUUUUUUUCCCUUUAACUCGCUAAGCUAUACAGAUGGGUAAGUCAAGCGAUCUGGGUGUCUCUAGCAAUGCAGCUAAAAAAUGGUUAUAAAUGUGGAUACUUGUGUUAAAUGUGUAGUUGCUUUUGCCCAUAUAGAGUUAGGAGCUAUUGAAGACGUUAAUCAUUUCUAAUCCCCCCAGAAAGAAAUAUUUUCACCUGUAGAGUAUUUGUGUUACAUAUUCCAAGAGCAAGUAGCAUCUCUGCCCAGCCCCACAUAUUCUCUUUAAAAGCAUGUACUGAAUGUUAUCCCCAUUCUAGGGGCAAUUAAAAUGUCAUCCCUUUGA